Molecule: messenger RNA, 1938 nt
Organism: Hypoxylon trugodes
Lineage: Eukaryota; Fungi; Ascomycota; Sordariomycetes; Xylariales; Hypoxylaceae
Product: SET domain-containing protein
Exons: 4
Coding region: 408-1652 (414 amino acids)
Molecular function (GO): protein binding
Source: RefSeq, a predicted model, not a curated record
UUACCGGAUCCCGGCUAUGAUAGUAGACCACGGGCUUGGAAUUGCUUGGGAUGUACAUGAAUGAAAACAGAACAUACCAAUUACAGUAUGCGCGCUCCUGUCCUAUGCAUAUUACAUAGGUCUCACGGUGGAAUUUUUCCUAUGAUGGACACUUGGCCUUGCUUGGCCCGUCUCCCUCCGCCUGUCUCCGUGUAGUCGCGAUGUUGGUCGAUCCUAUUCAAUAUGAGCCUCCCAUCUACCUCCGGUCGAACCACAAAUUCCAAACUCGGGAACAUCAAGGGGUAUUCCGACUUUGAAAAGUUAAGAUCGACUUCGUGGCUCCUAUACUUAUAGUCGAGCUGCAUUGUUAACAGUAAAUCUGAUACAUCACUCUUGUCGUUCUCUUUUCUACGUAAUGUUGGUCGAAAAUGCGUACCCGAGCUCGAUCGUAUAUGGGAUUCCUCGGCGCGGUGGGUUUUCUGCUAUUCGCAUGCCCACAAGCUAAGGGGCAAAGUCGCAUUUCAGCUGCUAGUGGUCAGUGUCCAUUGAAUAUUCCGAGGGCGCUGCAAUCGCAAGCACAGCUAGGGUGCCCACACCCAGUUGAUGGGAGCACCGGUCAACAUCCCAUCGACUGGUCGCCUUGGACUCAUCAACCAGAAUGCAUCCACGGGGACAGGUCACCGGAGACCAAGUACUGCGUUUAUAGCAACUCACAACACGGACAUGGAGGUGUCAGUAUUAUAACAACACCCGAGAUCGCCGCUAGCAGUGUUGAGAUACUAAAUGACUCGGGUAACACUCAUUUAAAGUCAUUUAUAAACAAUACCACCGGACCAGCAUAUGAAGUAGCAGAUAUCCCCGGCAAAGGAAAGGGGAUGGUCGCGACACGUCAUAUCAAACAAGCGGAGCCGAUCAUGGCAGAUUGGGCGGCGAUAAUUGUGAAUCUCGACUUCCCAACUUCAGUGAGGCGGUUACAGGGAUAUCGUCUCCUUCAUAAAGCUGCUGACCAAUUGUUGGAUCCGGAUCGGGUGCUGACAUUAGCCCGCAGCAGUGCCUUUUCCGGUGAUAUCAUGGAGGAUGUAUUGCGAACUAAUGCCUUCUCAUUUACAUUGAGUGGUGAAUCCCAUAUGGCUCUUUACCCGGAUGUCGCGCGAGUGAACCACGCGUGCCGUCCAAAUGCUUUCAUCAGGUUCACGCCAUCGAGCUUGGCCGUGAGUAUUGUUGCCAUGAGAGAUAUUGAGCCCGGAGAAGAAAUUUAUAUAACAUACGUUCCGCUAGGUAAGACUCGGGAAGAAAGACAUGCAGGAUUACAAAAAUGGGGGUUCAAUUGCACAUGCUCGCUGUGCACAGCAUCGAAAGCCGAGAUCGCCGCAUCCGAUUAUCGCAGAAGCAAGAUUAAGACAUUACGCCAAGAAGUGAUGAAGGCGGUUGAAGAUUGGGACGGAACCAAGGCGGUUAAGCUGACGCAUGAAGCGUUGGAACUCAUGCGUGCUGAAGAACUUGGACCUCUCUACUCUAGCCAAUAUGAGAUUAUGGCGAGACUCUAUUGGAAAGCAAGAGAUGAGAAGACAGCCACGAAAUAUGCGAAACUAUCAAUCGAUACUUUGGUGGAACAGGGAUAUCUCGAAGAUAGUCCGGAUGCAUUACCAGCAUUGUUAAGGACAUUUGACUGAGUUGAUGGAAUAGACGAUAAAAUUGAGGGGGUUGGUGUUAAGUGAUGAGUUAAGUGGCGUACUAUCGUGGUGGUGGAGUUGAUACCAAGGUACAUUUAGAAUUGGGGGUAAAUGAUCAUGUAUACGGGUUAAUUUAUUUAAGGCCAAUUCCACUAACAAUUAAUUCCCGCAGGAACAUUAAAGAUGUUAAUGCCGUACUAGGCGAUAUGUACCCGCCUGUAGCUACCCCAAUUCACAGGCUACAGCAACAUCUACCGGCUAACUGUCCGACGGAAGGAGCCUUGAU